GUCGUAAACCACCUCCAGCGUCCGCUGCUGCACGUUCCCGAGUAUCGCCACGUCCUUCGCGUCCCCAUUGCCGGCGAACGCCAGGCACACCUGCGUCGGCUUGUUGGCGUACAGAAUCCCGACGGCAUCGAUGUCCACCUCGGCGCCGCCGGCGAAGAAGAGCCCGAUCUUGGGCACCGCGAAAUUCUUAAACUUGCUGAGGUCGUAGCAGGUGUCGAGGAUCGACAGCGCCGGGCCCAGAGGGUACUUCGACAUCUUCUUCCUGAACGCCGACCGGAGGGCGGAGUACGCCGCCGGCGGGAGGCGGGUGAUGGCGGUGCCGGAGUCGAUGAUGGCGCCGGCGGCGGAGAACACGGAGGC
Molecule: messenger RNA, 360 nt
Organism: Linum tenue
Lineage: Eukaryota; Viridiplantae; Streptophyta; Magnoliopsida; Malpighiales; Linaceae
Source: the annotation of a GenBank genome assembly